AUGCUGCUGCUUUCGAUCGCCCCAGUGGUCCCGCCGGCUGCUCCCGCUGUCGGGGAGCCGGCGUUGCUUCCAUUUGGCGAGCCAGCGAUUCUGCCCGGCAUGCCAUUUUUUGUCGCCGUCGCUUGGCCAUUGGGCGGAGCUGGUGGUGCAAACGACCGAAUCGGUGGGACGGUCGGAAACUGGGAGUUUGGUUGUAAAAUUCUUCUUCUUCUUUCUGAUAUUUGGGCCGAAAUCAGCGUCGCCGGCAACGUCCUGGUGCUCGUCUACUCCGUCAGUAUGGACACGCUUCCGGAUAUCCCCAAGAUGAGCACAGGGCCUCCGAUUGAAGGCGGGUUCGCUCCCCUGCCACCCUUCCCUUCUCUGUUUGGUCGCACAUGCUCGCUAUUUUCUGCGAUUGCUGUCCAUGCGCUGGCGAUUGCGCUGUGUGUCCUAAUGUGGGUGACACUCACGCAGCAUCUGUCACCAGACAAGUCGGUUUGGGCUUGGCGUACAUUUCCCUUGCACCCCAUUCUGAUGGUCCUGGCGUUCGGCCUUAUCGCGCCCAUCGCGGCGGCGGGCUGGGCAACGUAUGAACGGCAUUUCGACAUGCCGCAUUGGGCUGUCAAGGCUUUUCAUGGGACGCUGAUGCUGACCGCCACAGUUACCGGCACGGUCGGAGUGGUCGACAUGUGGCUGGUCCACGAGGACUCAGCCCAAGCCCAGCACGACAAUGGCUAUUCCGUCCACUUCCAGUCGGCACAUUCCUGGGUGGGCAUCGCCGCCCUGUCAUUGUUUAUCUUGCAGGCGACAGGUGGAAUUGCAGCCUUUGCGAUGCCAAGGGGUGAGAAGAAGCUGAAGAGGCUCCCUUCCCCAGAGCUGAAGAAUCGGAAAGCAGGCGCCCCCCUUUGCGCCGUGACGAAAACCAUUGCGACCACGGUCGUGGAGAAGAUCGCCGCGGCUAUGAUACGAACGCGUGCGGUACUGCCCAUGCGACGCUCGAGAGUGACUCUCGUUCGCGCUACUGAGAUCAUAUGGCUCGCAGCGAGAGAGGGCGAGCACGAAGAGGUCCGUGGGAAGGUCGAGGAUGCGCUGGGAGGACGCACGACGUGGCCCUCAGUUGCCUUCCUUGGCCUUGCGACGUCGCCGCUCGCAAUGAUUUCAAGAACUCUUGCGGCAGAAGGAAGCCGGAGGCCCGAGAGGGAACGACGAGAGUGGGCCGCGAGAGACUACUGCGACGGUGCGAUGGGACCGCGGCUCUGUGACUCCAUGUUCAUCUCUCGGGUGUAA
Messenger RNA from Emiliania huxleyi CCMP1516, 1266 nucleotides. RefSeq lists its product as hypothetical. Gene Ontology annotation, molecular function: oxidoreductase activity. NCBI's taxonomy places the organism in Eukaryota, Haptophyta, Isochrysidales, Noelaerhabdaceae. The record is from RefSeq and is a predicted model, not a curated record. The coding region runs from base 1 to 1266 and encodes 421 amino acids. The transcript is spliced from 6 exons.